AUGUUGCCGGAUGCCAGGUAUAUGACCGGCGGUGAAAGUGAGAUGCAAAGAGGUGACGGUACAACCGCCAAGGUUCGCUCCCCACAAAUGGUAGGUCCAGGUCCUAUCUUUCUGAUAUUCCAACCGGAGUGGCUGAUCCAUACUCGCAUUGAGCGCGGCGCAGUCGUCCUUCAGAGCAGAUAUGUGUCUCAUAUCGCCAUCCCCACGGGUAAUAAGCCCGAAAGGAUCACCAUUGUGACUUCACUGCGCCCACGCGACCCUCUCCUUUUGGAAAACUCGUCCCUCAUGAAUGUUCGAAACAAGUCCCAACUGCCUGAACUAUACUAUCAGUGGUCUAGCUACCGCCUCCACCUUCUGAGCGAGAGAUCUCGACUCGAGGCCGGAAGGCUCGAUGUUGCGCACCGCAAAGAAAACCAAGCGAGUGAACGAGGCAGCGGAAAUUGCAAAACGGACAUAGUGGAUCUGGCAAGCUUGCAGAAGUGGAUGGACGAGCAGAUGAUGUACAUGAGACGAACAUUGUUUGAGAUGAGGCCAGUCACUGCCGAAGACAAUUUGCACAAGAGUGAGAUUCAAGAGAUGACUAUGUAG
Molecule: messenger RNA, 588 nt
Organism: Cladophialophora yegresii CBS 114405
Lineage: Eukaryota; Fungi; Ascomycota; Eurotiomycetes; Chaetothyriales; Herpotrichiellaceae
Exons: 1
Coding region: 1-588 (195 amino acids)
Source: RefSeq, a predicted model, not a curated record